Messenger RNA from Juglans regia (Persian walnut), 1502 nucleotides. RefSeq names its product ATPase family AAA domain-containing protein 1-A-like. Bases 159 to 1307 code for a protein of 382 amino acids. Gene Ontology annotation, molecular function: ATP hydrolysis activity; ATP binding. The record is from RefSeq and is a predicted model, not a curated record. The transcript is spliced from 5 exons. Gene Ontology annotation, cellular component: mitochondrial outer membrane. Lineage: Eukaryota; Viridiplantae; Streptophyta; Magnoliopsida; Fagales; Juglandaceae.
CCAAGAACUUUUGAGAACUCCCACCAUUUCGUCAUCCCCAAGCUAAGCCAUUUUGCCUUCUCUCCCAAAUUCCAAAGCUCCAAACAUUGAAGUUUGAAAGUUUUAACGCACAGAGCUGAAAAGAAAAUCUCGUGAAAAAAAAAAAGUUUGAAAAAAAAAUGGGAGGGUCAUCGGAAACGAAGUUUUUGCAAGAACUGGUACUGUACGCGGCGAGCGCCGCUCUAAGUUGCUUGGUGUUGUUCGCGGGACUCCGACACCUCGACCCGAACCGAGAGGCCUCGAAGAAAGCGCUCGAGCACAAGAAGGAGAUCGCCAAGCGCUUGGGUCGCCCCCUCAUCCACACCAACCCUUACGAGGAUGUCAUUGCCUGCGAUGUUAUAAAUCCUGACCACAUUGAUGUGGAAUUUGGCUCUAUUGGAGGACUUGAAUCCAUCAAGCAAGAAUUAUUUGAACUAGUUAUACUACCACUACGGAGGCCUGACCUCUUCUCCUAUGGGAAGCUUCUUGGUCCCCAGAAAGGAGUAUUGUUAUAUGGACCUCCUGGUACUGGAAAGACAAUGCUUGCCAAAGCUAUUGCAAAAGAGUCUGGAGCAGUUUUCAUUAACGUGAAGAUAUCAAGUCUCAUGAGCAAAUGGUUUGGUGAUGCGCAAAAACUCGUUGCUGCUGUAUUUAGCUUAGCUUAUAAACUUCAGCCAGCUAUCAUAUUUAUUGAUGAGGUGGAUAGUUUCUUGGGGCAGCGUCGUAAUACAGAUCAUGAAGCAUUAGCAAAUAUGAAGACUGAGUUCAUGGCUUUAUGGGAUGGAUUCACCACAGAUCAGAAUGCUCGAGUGAUGGUUCUUGCUGCUACUAAUCGUCCAUCAGAACUUGAUGAAGCAAUACUCCGGCGUCUUCCUCAAGCAUUUGAAAUUGGGAUACCCGACUGCAAGGAAAGGGCUGAGAUACUGAGGGUGAUUCUGAGGGGUGAGAGGGUUGAAGACAACAUUGACUAUGACCACAUAGCUAGCUUGUGCGAAGGUUACACAGGUUCAGAUCUUCUUGAACUCUGUAAGAAAGCAGCAUAUUUUCCUGUCAGGGAUCUACUGGAUGAAGAGAAGAAUGGGAAACAGUUAUCAGCACCGAGGCAUUUGUCAGAGUCAGAUUUGGAGAAAGUUCUUGCCACAUCACAAAAGACAAAGGUAGUUGCUAGUGAAUACACUGGAUUAACCUCACAAUCAUCAGAUUAUCAGGUUCGAGCAGCAAUAAAUGAGCUAUCUAAGCUUGUGGUUUCCCAGAUUUUCAACCUUAAAUCAGAUUCCCAGGAGCCGUGAAGGUGGGGGGGAAGCUCACAUUGAACCCAAGUGCCCAGAAGCAAGUUUGAUCUAUUGUUUUUGACAGCAACUCUCACAGUUAGUCAUAGAGAAUUUGCAAUACAUUUCUGAGAUUUGUUAAUGGAUUGUCAUUUAUGGGUGAUUUUUCAAAGGUCCACGAGAUUGGAACAAUAUAAUUAGUAUAGUUCUGCAUCC